Penicillium robsamsonii is the source of this 2028-nucleotide messenger RNA. RefSeq lists its product as uncharacterized. The record is from RefSeq and is a predicted model, not a curated record. Gene Ontology annotation, molecular function: double-stranded DNA binding; telomeric repeat DNA binding; damaged DNA binding. The coding region runs from base 1 to 2028 and encodes 675 amino acids. The transcript has 5 exons. Gene Ontology annotation, cellular component: Ku70:Ku80 complex; nucleus. Gene Ontology annotation, biological process: double-strand break repair via nonhomologous end joining; telomere maintenance; cellular response to X-ray. NCBI's taxonomy places the organism in Eukaryota, Fungi, Ascomycota, Eurotiomycetes, Eurotiales, Aspergillaceae.
AUGGCUGAAGAUAGUUACACGCGCGAAGAGGAUAAUUACGAGGACGAAGAGCUUGACGAGACCAGCUUCAAAUCAGUGAAAGAUGCGGUGCUCUUUGCUAUAGACAUUAGCAGCUCGAUGCUCACACCUCGUCCAUCGCCUGAUCCUAAGAAACAUGGCGACGAAUCACCCGCAUCUGCAGCUUUGAAGUGUGCAUACCAUCUGAUGCAACAGCGCAUCAUCUCCAACCCUCAUGACAUGAUUGGCGUUUUACUUUAUGGAACCCAAUCUUCCAAGUUCUAUGAUGAAAAUGAGGAAGACCGCGGAGAUCUGUCAUAUCCCCACUGUUAUCUCUACACAGAUCUUGAUGUCCCAUCGGCCCAGGAAGUCAAGCAACUGCGGUCUCUCGCAUCUCCAGUAGAUGCUGAUGAUGACGUGCGGCAGGUCUUGGAGCCAUCAAAGGAGCCAGUGUCGAUGGCUAAUAUGCUGUUCUGCGCCAACCAAAUCUUUACCUCGAAGGCUCCAAACUUUUCAUCCCGGCGGUUGUUUGUUGUGACCGACAAUGACAAUCCUCACGCAGACAAUAAGGGAAUACGGUCUGCUGCAACAGUCCGCGCAAGGGACUUGUACGAUCUUGGUGUCAACAUCGAGCUGUUUCCCAUCUCUCAGCCAGGCCACGAAUUUGACACCUCCAAAUUCUAUGAUGACAUUAUCUACAAAACAUCGCCCAGUGAUGGAGAUGCCCCUGCAUACCUACAGCCGGACACCAAUAUAUCGACAGCCAAGGGUGACGGGCUCUCAUUGCUCAAUUCUCUAUUGUCUAGCAUCAACUCGAGAUCUGUCCCCCGCCGCUCGCUGUUUUCAAAUGUACCCCUUGAGAUCGGACCUGAUUUCAAGAUCUCCGUCAAUGGAUAUUUGCUCCUCAAAAAGCAAGAGCCUGCCAGGAGUUGCUUCGUCUGGCAAGGAGGCGAAACUGCCCAGAUUGCCAAAGGCGUCACAACUCUAAUGUCCGAUGCUACAGGUCAGGAGAUCGAGAAGACUGACGUUCGAAAGGCAUACAAGUUUGGUGGUGAGCAGGUUUCAUUCACCAUCGAAGAACAACAGGCUCUAAGGAGCUUCGGUGACCCUGUGAUCCGUAUCAUUGGAUUCAAGCCACUGUCCACCCUCCCAUUUUGGGCCAAUGUCAAACACCCCUCCUUCAUCUAUCCCUCCGAAGAGGAUUACAUUGGCUCAACACGGGUCUUUUCUGCACUGCAGCAGAAACUCCUCGAUUCCGAGAAACUGGCUUUAGUUUGGUUCAUCCCCCGCAAAAAUGCCUCACCAGUCUUGGCUGCUAUGAUUGCUGGGGCUGAGAAGAUUGACGAGAAUGGUGUGCAGAAAAUCCCACUUGGGAUGUGGAUUAUCCCUCUUCCUUUCGCAGACGAUGUGCGCCAAAAUCCAGAGAGCACCGUCCACCGUGCAGGGGACGCGCUGAAUGACGCUAUGCGCGAUGUUGUUCGCCAGUUGCAGCUUCCUAAAGCUGUAUAUGAGCCUUCGAAAUAUCCGAACCCCUCACUUCAAUGGCAUUAUCGUAUCUUACAGGCUAUCGCCUUGGACGAAGAUUACCCGGAAUCACCAGACGACAAGACUGUGCCUAAGUACCGACAGGUUCACAAGGUUGGCUGCUUCUAUGAUCCCCGAACUUUACCGGAAUUUACUGACCAAAUGCACGCUCAACCACAGCGCGCUGGCGACUAUAUUCUUAAAUGGGCCGAUGAGCUGAAAUUACAGGCCUCCGAGAUGUUUGGUGGGUCAGCAGCCACCUCUACGCUGGUAAAGCGAGGUGCAAAGACGGAGGCUGCUGGUGAUCACCCAGCAAAGCGGGUGAAGCUUGAAGACAACACCUCUGGAGUGGAAGCUGAGGUAAAGAAAUGCUACGAGAAGGGCACUGUUUCCAAGCUUACCGUGGUUGUGCUGAAGGAAUUCUUGCAUUCACAUGGCCGCGCUACAGCAGGGAAGAAAGCAGAUCUCGUAGAACGGGUUGAACAGUACUUUGAGAAAAAGUUUUGA